CGCUGCGGUUGCGCGGUGCGUGCCAUCUUUUAGGCUCGUGGAGCGCUUCGCUGGCUCUCUGCUUUGGGCGAAUUUUAUCCAGGCCCACCAUGUGGAGCGGAAGGCAGGGUCGCCUCAGACCGGUGGGCUGCGUGGUAGAGGAGCUACGGUGCCGCCGACGGGAGCGGGAGGCAGCACUGCGGAAGGCGCGGAGGGAACAGCAGCUGAUCAGUAAGAGACUGCUGAGAGACGACGCGUCGGAGGAAGCCGAAGGGGGAUGUGUGGCCAUGAUCCUUGGGGAAACUGAGAUCCAGCAUUUCCUACGAUUAGCACAACAGGGGACAGAAGAAAAGGAGAGAGAGAGGGCUCUGGUCAGCCUUCGUCGAGGCUUGCAGCACCCUGAGACGCAGCAGACCUUCAUCUGGCUGGAGGGCAGCAUGCGGACCUUGGUCGGGCUUCUGACCAGCAACCAAGCCCUGUUGCAGCUUGAGGCCGCUCGGUGCCUUCAUGAGCUCUCUCAUUCUGAACAGUCUGCGGUGGCUGAGGCCUGCCUGCCAGCCACUUCCUACCUUCUCACCUACCUCUCCGGUCACAGCUCAGACUUUAUAGAGCUCUGUCUGUAUACACUGGGUAACCUGAUUGUGGAGAGUGAGGCUGUGAGAAGGCAGCUCCUGCCACAGGGCAUUGUUCCAGCCUUGGCUGCUUGCAUCCAGUCCCCCCAUCUGACUGUGCUGGAAGCCCUUGGAUAUGCCUUAUCCCAGCUUCUGCAAGUUAAGGAAGCUCCAGAGAUGAUCAUCCCCUCCGUCUUGGGCUCCACUCUCCCUGAGCACAUCCUGCGACUGUUGCAACCUGGUCCAAAGCUGAACCUUGGGGUUGCUGUGGAGUUUGCCUGGUGUCUGCACUAUAUCAUCUGCAGCCAGGUCGACAAUACCCUGCUUAUCUCCCAUGGGGGUCUGUCCACUCUGGGGUUGCUGCUAUUGGACAUGGCUGGAGUUGUCCAGAGAACAGAGGAUACAGGACUGGAGCUGCUGGCAUGUCCUGUGCUUCGGUGUCUAAGCAACUUGCUAACAGAAGCGGCAAUGGAGGUUGUGGGAGGGCAAAAUCAGCUUGAAGACGAGCGUGUUGUGGCUGCCUUAUUUAUCCUUCUGCAGUUCUUCCUUCAGAAACAGCCCAGCCUACUUCCUGAGGGCCUCUGGCUCCUUAACAACCUCACUGCAAACAGUCCUAGUUUCUGUACCUCCUUGCUCUCCAUGGAUCUGAUUGAGCCCCUCUUGCAGUUGUUGCCAGUUUCUAACGUGGUGAGCAUAUUGGUCCUCACAGUUCUGUGCAACGUGGCAGAGAAGGGUCCUGCUUACUGCCAACGUCUGUGGCCAGGGCCCUUGCUCUCCUGCUUGAUUGGUACACUGGCCUUCCCUGACAUUGAGGUAGUAGGCCAGAGUUUAGAGCUGCUGCAAUUGCUGUUCCUCUACCGGCCAGAGGCUGCUAAGGAUUUUCUGCAGCAAUCAGGGCUGCAGGUCCUGGAAAGGCACCAGGAGGAGGCCCAGCUCCAGGAUCGUGUGCAUGCUCUCCAGCAGACAGCUCUUCACCAGUGACCUUUUUGAUGUCAUUCUACUCAUCACCACCACCCUACCCUUACCCCAACUUUCUUGCCUAUGGAUCCCCCUUUGAGGUUUUAGAACCGUAAUGGUAUCUCCUGCUCUCUGCUCCUGUGUCUAAGCCAAGACUUUCAAAGCUCAGCUCUUCUUUGACUCAGAACUGUCCAUAUAGGACCAAAGGGGACUUGAUGUGGGCCUGGAAUCACCCCCCCCCCCCCCCCCCGCCGCCAUUAGCAGCUCGUGGUUUUUGAAGGGACAGAAUAAAGUUUUAUUUUUACAUUAAA
Prionailurus viverrinus (fishing cat) is the source of this 1858-nucleotide messenger RNA. RefSeq names its product transmembrane and coiled-coil domains 6 (gene TMCO6). Lineage: Eukaryota; Metazoa; Chordata; Mammalia; Carnivora; Felidae. Gene Ontology annotation, molecular function: protein binding; nuclear import signal receptor activity. The transcript is spliced from 12 exons. The record is from RefSeq and is a predicted model, not a curated record. Gene Ontology annotation, biological process: protein import into nucleus. Bases 90 to 1571 code for a protein of 493 amino acids.